AUGGAUCUUGACCUUGUGAUAAGGGUUGAUUCUCUUGCACCUCUUACGGAUACGAGUACCUCUCAUCAAAUGAGAGAGAUAGAAAAGUGGGAGAGGUCGAAUUGCAUGUGCAUGAUGAUCAUGAAGAAGGCCAUUCUAGAAGCAUUCAGGGGCACAAUAUCUGACAAGAUUACUACUACUGAGGAUUUCCUUGCGAACAUUGAAAAGAGGUUUGCCAAGAAUGAAAAGGCUAAAAUUGGUACACUCUUGAAGAGCCUAAUUUCAAUGAGGUGUAGGGGCAAAGGAAAUAUUAGGGAAUACAUCAUGGAGAUGUCUCAUCUUGCUUUUAAGUUGAAAGCACUUAAGGUUGAACUCUCGGAGGAAUUGCUAGUGCAUUUGGUUUUGAUUUCACUUCCAACACAGUUUAACUAG
Messenger RNA from Diospyros lotus (date-plum), 411 nucleotides. RefSeq lists its product as uncharacterized. The record is from RefSeq and is a predicted model, not a curated record. The transcript has a single exon. Bases 1 to 411 code for a protein of 136 amino acids. NCBI's taxonomy places the organism in Eukaryota, Viridiplantae, Streptophyta, Magnoliopsida, Ericales, Ebenaceae.